AUGGGAUUUUCAGGGAUAUUUUUGUUAUGGAAAAUCAAGAUUUGUCACACAGCUUUCAGCAAUCAAGUUUUAGACAAAGCACUCUUCACUGAACUUUCUAUGGCAAAACGCCGUUUUCAUCUUGCUAGCUCAUUUUUUUUUUCGUGGUCGACAUUUAUGUGUUUGUGCAGUAUCUGCAGACGACAUUUCAUUUUAUCCCACUCCUAUUUCUGGCCAGCAGAUCAGAAGCAGUGUAGGUUUCUGGUUUAUGCGGAAAUGGUAACGUGGGCUUGCUGGACGUCAUAUUUGGCCCAGGGGCUGGAGGCAACAAGGACUUCACCGAAAUAACGAUAAACCGUCGAUCCGGACUCUACAACCUAAACCACACCACAAGUACACUCUGAUUUGCUGGCAGGACUAGUAGAGGAGGACUUCAUUCUUGAAAACGCGGCCGAAGAAGACUUCACGAGUGAGAGCGGAAAAAUGAACCAUCGAGAAGCAGCAGGUGGCUUUCCUAUCUAGAACCACUACGACCGGAGAACUGUUGCUUCGUGAUACAACACGCUCAAUGACAACACACUGCCGCAACCGCCUUGAAAUUUUCAGAGAACCCCCGUCGGAGCUUCUAAAUCCAUCUACUACUGCCGCCUUUAGUCUUCUCAGGCCGUCGUCGGGACGGAAUAGUAGUUUUUUCCCCCUCCAGGUUUUUGUUUUUUUCGCAAAGACCACCCGAUAUAGAAGUAGCCCACCUGAAAUUUGUAAAUUUUAUCGAAGAGGAUAUAGCGAAAGCAUUGGUUUCCUGCAGCUGGACAUCAUGAUCCUGAUGUAGGGCGACCGGUGUGUAAUUUGCAGUAUCCAUAUGGUGAAAUUUUAAAGCGGAAAAUAACAAUGAACAAGCUGAGACUCAAUGAAAUCCAGCGGAGAACAAGACUUUCGUGCCAGCUGUCCGGACGGAUGAUUUCGCCUUGUCAAAAUUUACAAAAUCUUUAAUAGUGGUUAGGAGAAAAGUCAAGGAUUACACAUACACGAUUUUUCAGGCAACAUGCAAGACUUACUAGGUGAAUUAACACCGACCAGAAUAUUAUACGAUUGGUCCCGACAAUAUGGAUUUUCUAGGUACUACCAAAAAUAUAGUAGAGCUGAGUUUUGUUGUGUUAGCAAAAGCCGAGCUAUGGGGCUUUUGCGGUUUUUGUCAUCCUCCAGGCAAGAUUGCGCUUGCCUAGCAAGCGGAUAUGAAACUGCAAGGAACUCCUACAAGAGACAGAAAACAUUUUUAUCCAGAACUUCUACACUAAAUGGCCCUGCAAGACUGAAAAGCAUGUUAUUAAAUGGAAAGCAAGCGAGG
Molecule: messenger RNA, 1324 nt
Organism: Amoebophrya sp. A120
Lineage: Eukaryota; Dinophyceae; Syndiniales; Amoebophryaceae
Source: the annotation of a GenBank genome assembly